Messenger RNA from Magnolia sinica, 1783 nucleotides. RefSeq lists its product as uncharacterized. Bases 396 to 1667 code for a protein of 423 amino acids. NCBI's taxonomy places the organism in Eukaryota, Viridiplantae, Streptophyta, Magnoliopsida, Magnoliales, Magnoliaceae. The record is from RefSeq and is a predicted model, not a curated record. The transcript is spliced from 4 exons.
AUAAAAAAAUUCCAGUAUCCCCAAGAAGUUCUUAGUGGUGGGUAUUUAAUCACCACUGCUUACUGUGGUGUGGUCCACGAUGGAUUUGGAUCUUCUUAAUUUUGUGAUUACCCAAUAAAAUGAGUUUUCAAAACGGAUGAACGGCGUGGAUGUGAGUAACAUACAUCAAGGUAGGCCCCACAGUGAGGGAUCCAACCACCUCGGUUGGUCCGGGGAUCCACUGAAGCACACCAAAACCUCCGCACGAUUGCGGACGUGAAGAUCUAAAACUCCAAACCCUCGAAAUCCUCACCGUUUCAAAGAAUCCCCUGGAUACCCCGCCUUAGAAAACGUCACUCUCUAAAACGCCCACCAACCGUUCGAUUAAGUUCCCCAACGAAACCGAACCCCAGAGAAUGCCUAUGGACUCGUGCUUCUCGGCCCCGUCCGAAGACGAGAUGGGCAGCGUGCGGACGCUGGUGGGAGUGAAGCAAGUGAAGCAGGGCAUGCCCGAGACGGAUUGGGACGAGAGCAUGCCGCUGCCGGGCGAUAUCAUCGAAGGCGUGGCUGAAGAGGACGGCGAGGAUCGGUUCGUGCCAGCGAAGGUGCGGUCAGAGCUGAGGUCGCAGCUGGCGAAGCUGAACAGGCAGGUGGAAGUUGUAUGGGUGAAGGUGAGGAGAGGUGGUGGGACCCUCAAGCUGCGGGUCCGGGUGGUCCCGGAUGGAUGCGCUAAGCUGCAGCGUCGGUUCACCAUACGAGCCCUCUCAGAUGAUCGCCACGUGGCUGUGCUGGGGGACUUGACAUUGGAGCAGUGUGUUGAGCUGCAAGAGAUGAGCAGGAAGGUGGUGAAUGUGGACCGUGGGGGCUUCCCCAAGAAGGGAGUGAAAUAUGAUUGGAAGAAGAAGGUGGGGACCUACCUACCUGACCCUCAAUGCAGUGUAAUCAGCUCCAUCCUUUUCAUGCCAUUCCCAUCCGAAUACGGCAUCGAGCCAACCACCAGGCGAUCGAUGGCCUGGCUUUCAGCAGCCGUCUCUUCGGGUGUCCCACUCAUCUUCGUCAACAUCCAGACCGACCAGAUCGUUACCUCAGAAAGAACAGCUUCUUCGAUCGUCGGCGGCGGCCAGAUUUCCCGGCAUGAUACAGGCUGGUACAGGCAAAGAAAUUCAAACGCGACCAUCCAAAUCACACAAGGAAUCCGACUAUGGUUUUUGCCCGGCGUGGCUGAGAUUUCGGUGAUGUUGACGCCGGAGCCCGGAGAAACCCGGUUUGGGAUGGACAUCAAGCGGACUGAAGAGGGCUUCAUCUGCAUCUACUCAGUGUCCAAGGGACUGGCAGCGGACCGGGCUGGUCUUAAAGAGCUACGUGAGCAAGCGGCUGCUGCGGGCCGGCUCGUGGUAAUCGCCCGGCUGGAAGGGAAGAGCCUCAUGCCAUCCACCGUCUCCUCAGCCGGCCUCAUACAUUGCUGCGACCACAACGACGUGAAGGAGACACUCGCCUCUGCUAUCGAACGGAUGGAUGGGAUCCACCUUCACAUCAUGGCAUGCUCCGGUCAAAAUUCCGCUCGGCCUACUCAGGUGACCGGCCUUGCCACCCUUAAGUUUCCAGCAGAAGAAUCUUGCCCUAUAAUGGCCACCAGCUUUGUUCAAACCACAACCGUUGGUGAAAUGAUGGCCCACACAGCUACCUAGCCUGACCAAGUGCAUGUAUGUAUAGAGGAAUAAUCACCGUUGGAUGUAAUAAUGAAUACUUGAGCAGUGGUUACCUACCACUUGCAACGUACGAAAAAUAACGGUGAUGAAUAAAA